AUGUCAGGCCCGCUGGAUCGGUUCGCCAGGCCUUGUUUUGAAGGAUUUUAUGGUAGUGAUGAGAGAAGAGAGAGGAAGUCUGACUUUGAGAACUCCGAGGAUGAACGCAGGACUAGAAUUGGGACUCUGAAGAAGAAGGCAAUAAACGCAUCUACCAAAUUCAAACAUUCUCUCAAGAAAAAGGGCAGUAGGAGAAAAAGUGAUGGCCGAGUCAGCUCUGUUUCCAUUGAAGAUGUUCGUGAUGUUGAAGAGCUGCAGGCUGUUGAUGCCUUUCGACAAGCACUAAUUAUGGACGAAUUGCUGCCCGAGAAGCAUGAUGAUUAUCAUAUGAUGUUGAGGUUCUUGAAAGCAAGGAAAUUUGAUGUUGAAAAAGCAAAGCAUAUGUGGGCUGAUAUGCUUCAAUGGAGAAAGGAGUACAGUGCCGACACUAUUAUGGAGGAUUUUGAGUUCAAAGAGUUGAAUGAAGUUCUAAAAUAUUACCCUCACGGGCAUCAUGGCGUGGAUAAGGAGGGAAGACCGGUUUACAUUGAAAGGUUGGGUAAAGUAGAUCCCAACAAACUAAUGCAGGUUACCACUAUGGAUCGGUAUGUGAAAUACCAUGUUCAGGAGUUUGAGAAAAGCUUUGCAAUAAAGUUUCCAGCUUGCACCAUUGCUGCGAAGAGGCACAUAGAUUCAAGCACUACAAUUUUAGAUGUUCAAGGCGUGGGCUUCAAGAAUUUUACAAAGUCUGCGCGAGAUUUAAUUACGCGGUUGCAGAAUGUUGAUGGUAACAAUUACCCUGAGACCCUGUGGCAAAUGUUCAUCAUUAACGCUGGUCCUGGAUUUAGGCUUCUAUGGAACACUGUAAAGACUUUUCUCGAUCCUAGAACAACAUCAAAGAUUCAUGUUCUUGGAAACAAAUACCAGAACAAGUUGCUUGAGAUAAUAGAUGCCAGUGAGUUGCCAGAGUUUCUGGGCGGCAGCUGUACCUGUGCAGAUCAGGGAGGUUGCCUUCGAUCUGAUAAGGGGCCAUGGAAAAACCCUGAGAUACUGAAGAUGGUUCUUAAUGGUGAAGCACGACGUGCAAGGCAAGUUGUUAAAGUUCUAAACAGUGAAGGGAAGGUUCUUGCUUAUGCUAAGCCACACUAUCCAAUGGUAAAGGGUAGUGAUACAUCCACUGCUGAGUCAGGAUCUGAAGCGGAAGAUAUUGCAUCCCCAAAAGCUUUGAAGAAUUAUUCACAUCUUCGAUUGACUCCUGUUCGUGAAGAGGCCAAGGUCGUUGGCAAGGCAAACUGUGCAGGUAGCUUCUCGGGUUAUGAUGAAUAUGUUCCUAUGGUUGACAAAGCUGUUGAUGCUGGUUGGAAAAAGCAAGUGGCCCUCCAGAGAAUCCAUGCUGCCAAAGGGACACUUCAACAACCUGACAUCCCCACAAAUCCAGAAGGAAUUCGAGGUCGGGUUUUGGUAGCACUUAUGGCCUUCUUCCUGACUUUUCUCACUCUCUUCCGCUCAGUGGCUUCCCGAGUAACUAAGAAGCUUCCUAACACAUUGGAUAUCACGAUCAAACUAGUGGAGCUUGAGGAGAAGGUUGACAUGCUCCAAGCUAAACCGUCUGAGAUGCCUUAUGAGAAAGAGGAAUUGCUGAAUGCUGCUGUUUGUCGUGUGGAUGCCUUGGAAGCAGAGUUAAUUGCUACUAAAAAGGCUCUACAUGAAGCUUUAAUGAGGCAAGAAGAGUUGUUGGCUUAUAUCGACCGGCAAGAAGAAGCCAAGCUCCAGAAGUGUUGCCUGAUGGAGAGAGACUCUACCAAAACGGGAUUUGCUAAGCUGUUUCUCGAAGUGUGA
Prunus armeniaca (apricot) is the source of this 1818-nucleotide messenger RNA. NCBI's taxonomy places the organism in Eukaryota, Viridiplantae, Streptophyta, Magnoliopsida, Rosales, Rosaceae. The record is from the annotation of a GenBank genome assembly.